UAUGUUCAAACUUCAAACAAUCCAGACAAAGUAAAAUUAAAAAGUAAAAAUAAAAUAAAAAAAUGAGCGGAGCUCAAGCAUUAAAGAGGAUCCCUCUCAUCAAAUUUCCUCAAAGACACCUCAAAUCAUCUCCUGGUUCUGCAUCCAAGUCUCAAGAGACUUCUUCUGCAACUGGUGGAAAUGUUGACCUGCAGUUCCUUUUAAGCUCAAAAGCUUCAACGACUGCAACGACUGUUGGAGGGAAAGCUUCUCUUCAACCUAAACGGACACCCGUAUCCAAUGAGGAAAUCGAGUCAAUCCUGUUGGGUGGCUGCAUCUGAUGUUCUCAUGGAGCUUGAUUGAGGCAGUUGCGACAUUUUUUUUAAUUAAUGACUUUUUGAAACUUUUGAAAUUUGCUGAUACUUUUUGCUUGUGAGAAGCCUAUGAAGGCAUUAAUCAUUGAUUAAAUUCCCAAUGUUAGACAACUAAAGAUGAUUCAGUGUUGACUUUCUUGA
Molecule: messenger RNA, 494 nt
Organism: Mercurialis annua (annual mercury)
Lineage: Eukaryota; Viridiplantae; Streptophyta; Magnoliopsida; Malpighiales; Euphorbiaceae
Exons: 3
Coding region: 63-320 (85 amino acids)
Source: RefSeq, a predicted model, not a curated record